Molecule: messenger RNA, 759 nt
Organism: Mangifera indica (mango)
Lineage: Eukaryota; Viridiplantae; Streptophyta; Magnoliopsida; Sapindales; Anacardiaceae
Product: F-box protein At2g02240-like
Exons: 4
Coding region: 1-759 (252 amino acids)
Molecular function (GO): protein binding
Source: RefSeq, a predicted model, not a curated record
AUGGAUAUGAGUGUUAUUUUGCCAGAAGAAUACAUAUCAGAUGCCAUCUUCUAUACAUGUGCUCGAGAUGCAUGCAAAUUCGCUGUGGUGUCAACUGUCUUCAAAUCAGCUGCGGAUUCAGAUGCCGUGUGGGAGAAGUUUCUGCCGUCUGAUUACCAAGAGAUUAUUUCCGGUUCGGCCACGCCGUCAAUGCUGACUGCCCAGUUGUCCAGGAAGGAUCCUUAUCUUCAUCGUUGCCAUAACCCCAUCAUCAUCAACAAUGGUACUAUGUGGUCAUCUCUGCAAGAAUCUAGGUUAGGUGGAGUGGCUGAACUCAAUUUUGUGUUGUGGCUUGAUGUGAAGGGAAAAAUAAAAACCAAAAUUUUGCCUCCCAAAACCACCUAUGGAGCUUACCUUCUGUUUAAGCUUGCUGAAUCUACAUCGGGUUUUAGAACAAGACCUGUGAAAUUAGGUGUAUAUUUAGACGGAAUAGAUAAUGGGAAGAGCCGCAUUGUGCAUUUAGAUCCUCCAAGAAAUAAGCCAACGCUAUCUCAUAACAGAGAAGAUGGAUGGAUGGAAAUUGAGAUGCGUGAGUUCUUCAAUGGAAAUGGUGAUGAUAGAAUGUUGAUUUGUAGUGUUUUUGAUUUCAAAGGAUUGAACAGUAAACGUGUCCUUAUUGUUGACGGAAUUGAGCUCAGGCCUAAAGAUGGAGCUAAAGAGUUGGUAAAUAAAGUAACUCGGCCAUAUCAAUGGCCUGAUGCUUGUCCAGCCGCUACAUAA